AUGCGAGCGUGUAAUGGCUGCAGAAAGCGUAAGAUCAAGUGCGACGCUGCUACAACAAAUACAUGGCCUUGCUCGGCCUGUACACGUCUUAAGUUAGUAUGUGUACCUCCUACUGUUGGACAUGACAACGAGUUCCCCACGGGGCAGGGUGUUGAAGCCAAUUCGACGGAUACCAUCGGUGCAUCGAAUACAACGGAAUCGUUCUCGUCCUUUUCCAUGCCCCAGGGUUACAGAGACAGCAGCCAAGCUGCAGUGGGCGGUAUACCUCCCUAUAACGACGGGAUGGGAAUGUUCCCCCAGUUCACCCAUUCUGCUUCCCACCAGCCGGGAAUGUAUGAAGUAGGGUCACCUGCUAUAGCUGUCUCACAUCAUACCUACCAGCAACAGCAGAUUUUUCCCUCUCAGGCAGAGAGCUUGGGAACUAUAGAGAGCGGAGUAUAUGGCGAUCACGAACAGUCCACUGCUGAGGAUCUUAGCGAGGUUCUUGGUGAACUCAAAAUAGAUGAGACUGGUAUAGCGCCCUAUAUUAGGCAGCAAAAGAAAGAAAAGGGUGAACCGGAAAUCCCUAUACAAGAUGAUGUAGAAGAGCCAUUACCUCCUCUCAGUACUGGGGCAGGCUCUACAAUUCGUAUUCCCCCGGAGCUUAUGCCAUCCGAUGAAGAGGUCACGAACUACUUCAAGAUUUAUUUUGACGAUAUACACCCUUAUGUCCCUGUGGUGCAUCGAUCGCACUUGUACUACCAGUGGCAAUAUGAUCGGAAUUCGAUUUCUCCACUUCUGCUGGAGGCGUUGUUUGCAUGCGCGGGAAGACAGUCAGAUGAUCCAGCUCAGGGAGCACAGUGGCUUGCAUUAGCGAAUAGGCACGAGUCUAGUUUUAUGGAUGUACCCCGUCUGAGCACAAUCCAAGCACUGCUUCUACUUUUGAAAGCUCGAGAAUCCGUACCAAAGAAAGGCUAUUACUACCGCUCAUGGCAGACUGUGAAAACAAUUGUUUCAAUGGCUAAAGAUUUAGAAAUUGACGAACACUAUAGCACACAUGCAGAACACAGACACUGUGAUCUCAACCCCAUAGAGUGUUUGGUACAGACAAGAGUGUGGCAAGCUCUCCUGGUUGUUGAAGUAAUGAUUGGUGCACCGCAAGGCCGAUCGGACUACGGUGUAACUCCCGACACCGUUUGUAUGGAUCCUGCACUGGACAUUAAAGAUCUUGACCAGUUUGAAAUCGAUCGAUCUAGACAAUAUGCCUACUUUAUCCAGAACGCUCAUCACAUCCGUAUUAUCACUGAUAUAUACCACAAGAUCAAAAAGCAAAAGGACUGGGGUGCCAAUCCAAAGUUUGUUGAGAAGAAUCCUCUCUUUACUGAUUGGCUUCAAGGUCUUCCUUCAGAUCUACAGAUUAGCUAUCCUCCUGACGGCUCACCCCCAUGGAUACCGUCCCACUUUGUGGCUAAUAUGCAUUCCCAUUGCCAUUUAGGCAUUAUUCUACUUCACCGGCCUCAGUUGCUUGCAUCUAAAUCAUUUGCCGCGGACGGGGGGUGGAAAAUGCAUAUGGCUUUGUGUUACUCUUCAGCUAAAUAUUUGUGUAGACUUCAAGAAGCUAUCCUACAGCGCUUUGGCCUCCCAGGUCUGCUCUCCAUGCAAAGAGGUAUAAAUUUUGCUAUUUACUGCAUUAUGACUUGCACAAUGUUGCAUUUGGUCGCGAUAACCUCUCCUGACCCAAACUUCCACACAGAUGCGCGCGAUUAUUUUGCCCGACACAUGCGCAUCCUCGAGAGGUGUUCAUCUGCCUGGCCAAUGCCAGAAAUGCAAGCACAGAUCGAUUCCUUGCGGCUGGCAUUCUCCGCCGACGUGCAUAGGCCCUUCGAGCUUAAGCCUACAUUUCCUUAUGGAAGUCCUUCAGAGCCAUACCAUCCGAGCCCGUCGCCUCUCGACUCACAAUACCAACCUCAUGUAAGUCAGGUUUCUGGUGGCGUCCGGGGUCGGGUGGGUUACAACCCUUAUCCAAUCACCCCACCGAUAUCAGCUAGUACUGAAGAUUCAAAGUCCGAUUGCUCCCAGCUCCAUUCUCUAGGGAUGAUGCCUCCCCAGCCAGUCUCGAGUCAAUCAUUGAAUGCGCCUCUCGUUGACGAGAAUAGCUGGGACCCGACCCGUAUCAUUACCCAGUGGGACAUGGCAUUCUCCAUGGCGCCAUCCACAAUGAAUACGAACUCUCCCACAAUGUCUAUGGAUCAUGCAGCACAGGGGGUUCAAGCGUCUUUGGCAGGUCAAUACCCUAUUCAGUAUGGACAAACAACCAAGGUUACGCCAGUCACCCCCCCUCAGGCUAUCUCACCACCUCAAUAUAAUGGACAGCAAGUGCUCUUUACGGCGCGUGACUGGCAACAGAGUGUUGCCAGUGUUUAUGAUCCUAAUGGCUUGAAGCGACGCUGGAAUUAUUCCGUCGAUAUAGGUACAGAGCACACUCAGAAGCGGGCACGUUGA
Aspergillus pseudotamarii is the source of this 2481-nucleotide messenger RNA. RefSeq names its product Zn(II)2Cys6 transcription factor. Bases 1 to 2481 code for a protein of 826 amino acids. Gene Ontology annotation, molecular function: DNA binding; zinc ion binding; DNA-binding transcription factor activity, RNA polymerase II-specific. The transcript is spliced from 6 exons. Lineage: Eukaryota; Fungi; Ascomycota; Eurotiomycetes; Eurotiales; Aspergillaceae. The record is from RefSeq and is a predicted model, not a curated record. Gene Ontology annotation, biological process: DNA-templated transcription; regulation of DNA-templated transcription.